GGACAUAUUUGUGUAUUUUAAUUCAAUUUAAAUAUACGCGAUUAGAGUUCUACGUUUGAUAUAACCUAUUUAGAUUUUGUACUCAUAUUAAUAUUAUCAGUGCUAAUAUUUUGUCGUUUAACUAUACAAUGGCCAAGUGCGCGUAUUUUUUGUCGCAUAAAUUAUUAUUAGAGUUCUGUCAGCCAAAAUGUUUGAAAUUUCUACGUAUGAGUCACCGGACAUUAAAUGCGGUGCGAAAGUUUGCGGAUGACAGGCCGGCUGUUAUUUUAGGGAUCGAAACGAGCUGCGAUGAUACAGGAUGCGGAAUCGUGGACACUACAGGAAAAAUUUUGAGCGAGGUGAUAAGCUCGCAGCAUCUUACUCAUUUAAAAUAUGGUGGCAUAAUACCUACAAUCGCCGGCAAUAUGCACAGACAACAGAUUACCGCAGUCUGCGAAGAUGCGCUGAGAUCAGCAAAUUUAAGAUUAAGAGAUAUAGAUGCUAUUGCAACCACAACUAAACCUGGUCUUUCUUUAUCACUUAGUGUUGGAAAUACCUUUGGCCAAUAUCUUUCUAGGAUCGGUAACAAGCCAUAUAUACCAAUACAUCAUAUGGAAGCUCAUGCAUUAACUGUACGGAUGGUACAGAAAGUAGAUUUUCCUUACCUAGUUUUGCUUGUAUCAGGUGGCCAUAGUUUACUAGCAAUCGUUGAAAAUGUCGAUAAGUUUUACACGCUAGGUACUACAUUGGAUAAUGCACCUGGUGAAAUUUUUGAUAAGAUUGCUCGUCGACUCAAGCUUGCGAACAUACCUGAAUUUUCGCAUAUGAGCGGUGGUCAAGCUAUAGAGAUUGCAGCAAGCAAAGCAACAAAUGCGACUAAAUUUGCUUUUGAGCCUAUCAUAACGCACAAGAGAAAUUGUCAAUUUUCUUUCUCAGGUAUGUUAAACAAAUGUUUGUAUUAUAUUAGCAAACAAGAAAAGGAAUUUGAAAUUGAUGGCAGCACAGUAAUUCCUGAUGCGUAUAAUCUCUGCGCUGCAGUGCAAAUGUGUACUGUAAAGCACAUAUGCCACAGAACACAAAGAGCAAUGGAAUUUAUUAGCAAUUUGAACUUGAUAUCGCAAGAAAAACGAACUUUGGUAAUAUCUGGUGGAGUAGCAUGCAACAAUUUCUUAGCAAAAGCUUUAGAAAUUGUUUGUUCGGAAAAGGGUUUUAAAUUCGUUAGAACUCCACCCCGAUUAUGUAACGACAAUGGUGUAAUGAUAGCAUGGAACGGCGCGGAAAGAUGGAUGGCGAAUAUAGGUGUUAUUCGAGAUAGGAAUGAAAUUGAAAUGGUAACUGUCGAGAAAAAGGCACCACUCGGAGAAAGUUGGAUCGAAAGAGUGCAAGAUGCGAAUAUAAAAUGUAAAUUAGUAAAAUUAAAGGAGCUUUGAGAUUAAGCAUCAA
Messenger RNA from Camponotus floridanus (Florida carpenter ant), 1422 nucleotides. It is a transcript of the gene Tcs4, whose product is annotated as probable tRNA N6-adenosine threonylcarbamoyltransferase, mitochondrial. The coding region runs from base 129 to 1409 and encodes 426 amino acids. Gene Ontology annotation, cellular component: mitochondrion. The transcript has 5 exons. NCBI's taxonomy places the organism in Eukaryota, Metazoa, Arthropoda, Insecta, Hymenoptera, Formicidae. Gene Ontology annotation, biological process: tRNA threonylcarbamoyladenosine modification. The record is from RefSeq and is a predicted model, not a curated record.